AUGUCAUUAUACAUGUUAGGCCUGAUAGCUCUAGCGACUGCUUGGGUCACUUGGAAGGUGGUCUACAAUGUCUUCUUCUCGCCAUUACGCUCAAUACCAGGUCCCUUUUUGGCCAAGAUCACGCCUCAAUGGCUAACUAUCAUUGACAUGGCUGGAUAUCGGACUAUCACAAUCCACCGUCUGCACCAAAAAUAUGGCUCAUCAGUGCGCAUUGGACCUAAUGAGGUCUCAUACUCAAAUCCGGACAUCGUCAAGGAGCUUUAUAGCCAGCAGACGCAAUUCAUGAAGGCUCCUUCAUAUGAGACUUUCGUCGUUCCCCCAGUCGGCAUCUUCAGCAUGAGGGACAAAGCUGCCCACAGCCAGCGGCGUCGUCUGCUCAGCCACGCAUUCUCGCAGUCGAACUUGUAUGAUACUGAGCCCAUUAUCGGACAGAUUAUCUCCAAACUGGUGGCACAUCUUGAAGGAAGAUUGGGAAAGUCUACGGAUAUGCUGUUGUGGUUCCGCCUGACCGCAUUCGACAUUGUCGGCGAGUUGUUCCUCGGACAAUCUUCUGGUGGUUUGGAAAAACUUGAGCCCCCACGUCUACUCGAGGAUAUAGAUCGUUUCUUCAUCAUUGGGGGUAUCGCAGGCUCCUUCCCAUGGCUGGUGAGGCUCUUGCACCUCCUACCCAUUCCUGCUGUAUGGGAUUUUCUCGGCGCAAAAGAUAGGAUUGUGCAGUAUGGCCGAAGCUCUUUCAAUAACUAUAUCGACCGUUAUGGGCGAGAUUCGGGGCGCCGAGACUUGUUGACGAAAAUUGUAGCCAACAAAACGGCGGAGGAGGCUCCCAUGACCGAUGAUGAGACGUAUAUUGAGAUUUCAAACCUCGUCUUUGCGGGCAGUGACACCACCAGCACAACAUUGACAUACCUUUUUUGGGAACUUGCUCGUUUUCCAGAGUGGCAGAUGAAAUUGCACUCUGAGAUAUCUCAUAACAUAGGUUGGACUAGCGGUCUUCCGAACUUCAAGGAUAUCAGCGAACUUCCAAUACUGGAUGCAGUAAUCAAUGAGGCACUUCGUUUGCAUCCUGCAGCACCAGCCAGUCUUCCCAGAGAAACACCAGUAGGAGGGCGAAUGCUCAAUAAUGUCUUCAUCCCAGAGAAGACCAUUGUUUCGAUGCAAUGCUACACCACACAACGCGAUCCUAGGGUAUUUUCAAACGCCGGCACUUUCCUCCCGGAGCGUUGGCUUGGGCCAGAGGUCAUUUCUCCUGAAGCUAAGGCGCUUUACAUGCCAUUCUCAUCAGGCACUCGUGCAUGUCUGGGCAAGAACUUGGCCAUGAUGGAACUCAAAUUGAUCACUUCGACGCUUAUCAAACAAUUUGAUGUCAGUCUUGCUCCAGACACCACUGAAGGUAGUAUGUUUGUGCUUGAUCACUUCCUGGCUAUUCCAAAAUCUGGAAAAUGUAAUUUAAUCUUUACCAAGCAUAUUGAGCAGCAGUAG
This is a messenger RNA of Exophiala aquamarina CBS 119918, 1479 nucleotides long. RefSeq lists its product as uncharacterized. The transcript is spliced from 6 exons. The record is from RefSeq and is a predicted model, not a curated record. Gene Ontology annotation, molecular function: oxidoreductase activity, acting on paired donors, with incorporation or reduction of molecular oxygen; iron ion binding; heme binding. Lineage: Eukaryota; Fungi; Ascomycota; Eurotiomycetes; Chaetothyriales; Herpotrichiellaceae. The coding region runs from base 1 to 1479 and encodes 492 amino acids.